AUGCACAUCGUGACAUCUAAAGUCAACAGAGAGUGAAGUGUAUGAGUUUCAUCAAACAGUAUCCUUCGGAUCUCCCAUGUCGCAGCGUAAAGCUUUCCAAAGGACAACGGUAGAUAUAGAAGUCGUGAUUGACUUGUUAUCCACCAAUGUGGUGCUGCGGCUAUUGCUGAGCACCCUGGCUUGUCCAGUAUAUGUUAUGACUAAUCAUAUAUUCAGCAAUAAAACUAGUAUAAGUGGCCGCAAGCUAUUGAAUCUGGAGGAUUUGUGCUUUCUCAAAUGUCUAGCUUGUUUUAUUACUCCUUUGAUUGCGUGACACUAUCUAAUGGAUGAAAAUCACACUUGAGUGAGAACGCAAAAGGUCUUAGAUUCGUGGAAUUCUAUAAUUGCAUUGGAUAACGUUGAUGAAGAGUUUGAUUACUGAGCAUCGUCAAAAGAAUUUGAGGCUUGAAGCAGUCCGCUGACGACUUCGCACUCGGGAUAUGAACUUUGGAGUAGCUAGUUAUUAAGGACGUUAUCC
Messenger RNA from Plasmopara halstedii, 517 nucleotides. RefSeq lists its product as uncharacterized. The record is from RefSeq and is a predicted model, not a curated record. The transcript has a single exon. Lineage: Eukaryota; Oomycota; Peronosporomycetes; Peronosporales; Peronosporaceae. Bases 77 to 313 code for a protein of 78 amino acids.